Mycotypha africana is the source of this 1423-nucleotide messenger RNA. RefSeq lists its product as uncharacterized. The record is from RefSeq and is a predicted model, not a curated record. The transcript is spliced from 2 exons. The coding region runs from base 227 to 1348 and encodes 373 amino acids. NCBI's taxonomy places the organism in Eukaryota, Fungi, Mucoromycota, Mucoromycetes, Mucorales, Mycotyphaceae.
AAAGAAAAAAAAAAAAAAAAAAACGCGUCCAAGUUACUUUGAAGCCCCGAAAAUGGAUCUCUUGAAACGCGUGCAAUUUAGGUUUUUUUUAAAUAAAAAAAAAGGGGGGGCGCGAUACAAAAAUCAAGACAGCGUGCAUUAACUGAUCAGGGCAAUCCGUUCUAUCACUCCUUCUUUUUCUUUUCCUCUAUAUUUCCUCAUCAUUGUUCUGCAUAGCGCUUUUAAGAUGCCAUAUGAAAUAUUGCCUGUGACUACUACAACGGCUAUGAACAACAGUAACUAUAACUGCCGAUUCAAUAGUAAUAACAACAGCCCUGAUGACGCCACAUCCACAUUGUUGAAGAAUAUCAAUAACAAACAUACCCCUUCUUCUGCUAUUCUCACAAACAAUGCAGUAAACUUUACUUCUUCCUUAUCCGACUCGGAUAUUUCUAAACAUUUGGAAUCGUUGCGAGCCCGACUCGGCCUUGCAAGGUUCAAGAUGAAUCAAGGUUGGGAGAGCUCAACUUUUGGUGAUGUACAGCAGUUGUGGAAGAAACGACAGCAAAGAUUAAUUGAUGAGUUACCGAAACCUCGCUUCACGCAGCGAGAUAUUAUUGAUAAACGUGUAUAUAUACCCUCACCUGGCGCUAAACAUGCCAAAACUAAAAAAGCACGACUCACACGGGCCCUCUCCAGCCCGAUCACAUCCAAUGAUUUCCAUCAACACCAGUAUCAUUUGAAAAGAAAAAAGAACUUAAUAUGUAGUCAAGAGCAACAGUCAUCAUCAGCAGAAGCAGCAUUGGAUGCAGCAACAGGUACGAUAGGUCACUGCUCAAGAUCAAGGCGAGUAACAGAUACCUUUAACGGAAAAAGAUCCUUCAGUAUCUCUUCACCCAUCAGUACUACUCUUCAUUCCGUCCAAUCAUCGCCUUUAUCUCCUGAACUUCCACAACCACCCGUCCGCAACUCGCUUGACUUUUUAUCCUAUGCCAUCGCCAUGACCGAAAACAAUGAAACACAUCCUACUGCGCCACUAACAUCACCCAAGGCUCAGUAUUCUUCACAGCCUCUACGGAGCACCAGUCCUAUACCAGGCAGUAGCGCUGACGAAGAGGAUGAACCCACUCCUAUGGACACAUCCGUCGCAGGCAUCUCCACAAACAACGAUGAAAUGGAUAUGAGUGAGGAGCAAGGCAAUACUCAACCUAAAGAUGAAGAACUUCAUAUCAGUCCUCCUUCUUCUCCUACGACAACAGCUGCAAAAGCCAUUUUAAUGUUCAACAGUAAUAAUGAUGAGUAUAAGCAGUAUCAUCGUCAGCGCUCAGACUCAUCAGAGUUAUCUAUAUCGUAUGCAAGCCAAGCAUGAUCCCCCCUCCCCCAGAUUCUAAUAUGAUAAAGGAGCCUCUACAUUUACAAUAAAUUAUUCCCAUCUUCGUUUUCU